AUGUCUAAAACAUCGGAAAUGGAAAAGAAUGGUAAAUCUUGCUCUACUGACUCCCCUGAAGUUUCAAAUCUUGAACUGUCUAUGGAGUUUAUUAACUGUGUUAUGUCUAAAGAUUUUCGACAAGCUAUAAAUCUUGCGAAACAGAUCCUGGAGCUUGAACCAAACAACCCACAAAUUCAAGACUUUCUUCCAUUGUUGAAUGAAGCAGAUUACAUGAAAACUGCCGGUGUUUUUCAUUCCCUUACUGACGACUCAAAUACAGAAUCCGAGGAAGACGAUGAUACUGGUAGCCAUCUAAACACUUCAACGGAUACAGACUCUUCUGAUGAGUUUGACUACACAAGUUCUGACUCUGACUGCUGUCGCAGUACUAAAAAAAAACAUGGUUCUUAA
This is a messenger RNA of Schistosoma turkestanicum, 393 nucleotides long. NCBI's taxonomy places the organism in Eukaryota, Metazoa, Platyhelminthes, Trematoda, Strigeidida, Schistosomatidae. The record is from the annotation of a GenBank genome assembly.